Helianthus annuus (common sunflower) is the source of this 1073-nucleotide messenger RNA. RefSeq names its product xyloglucan endotransglucosylase/hydrolase protein 9. Bases 4 to 918 code for a protein of 304 amino acids. The transcript has 4 exons. Gene Ontology annotation, biological process: cell wall biogenesis; xyloglucan metabolic process. Gene Ontology annotation, molecular function: xyloglucan:xyloglucosyl transferase activity; hydrolase activity, hydrolyzing O-glycosyl compounds. Gene Ontology annotation, cellular component: cell wall; apoplast. NCBI's taxonomy places the organism in Eukaryota, Viridiplantae, Streptophyta, Magnoliopsida, Asterales, Asteraceae. The record is from RefSeq and is a predicted model, not a curated record.
UACAUGUUUUUCCCACAACAAAAACCUUGUAAUAUGUCUUCCAUCAUGGCUGAUUCUUCUUCAUCUUUAGUUGCUGUUGCAUUGUUUCUAUCUUUGUUCUUUUGUGCUAAUGCUACUGCUAAAUUUGAUCAGCUGUUUCAGCCUUACUGGGCUCCUGAUCAUUUCUCGUUUGAUGGUGAUGCCGUCAACAUGAAGCUAGAUAACUUCUCUGGAGCUGGAUUUUCAUCAAAGUCAAAGUAUAUGUUCGGAAAAGUCAACAUUCAGAUCAAGCUUGUUGAAGGCGAUUCCGCGGGAACUGUAACUGCAUUCUACAUGUCAUCUGACGGUCCAAAACACCACGAGUUUGAUUUCGAAUUCCUGGGGAACACUACCGGCGAGCCUUACGUUGUGCAGACAAAUGUGUACGUGAAUGGUGUGGGUAACAGGGAACAGAGGCUGAACCUGUGGUUUGACCCAACAAAGGACUUCCAUACUUACUCUAUUCUAUGGAACCAGCGUCAAGUUGUGUUUUUGGUUGAUGAGACACCAAUUAGAGUGCACACUAAUUUGGAACACAAAGGUAUUCCAUUCCCUAAAGACCAAGCAAUGGGUGUUUACAGCUCGAUUUGGAAUGCGGACGACUGGGCCACACAAGGGGGCCGGGUCAAGACUGACUGGACCCAUGCCCCCUUUGUGGCGUCGUACCGCGCAUUCGAAAUAGACGGGUGCGAGUGUCCCGUGACAACUGCGGAUUCCGAUAAUGCAAAGCGAUGUGCCAACAGCGGUGGUUGGUGGGAUCAACCGGUGUUGUCUGAGUUAAAUGUGCAUCAAAGCCACCAGUUGAUUUGGGUGCGGGCAAACCAUAUGAUUUAUGACUACUGCAGUGACACUGGUCGGUUUCCAUCGGUUCCAGCGGAAUGCGAACACCAUCGUCAUUAGUCGGUUGUUUGUGAUGGAUUGAGAAUCAAAUGUUUGUGUAAAAAUUAAUUAAAAGGCAUGUGGAAAAACAACAUAAGCUUCAUGUUGAACAUUUGGUUAAUGUAUGAUAAUUCUAGUUUUAGUUACUGUUCAUUUAUAUUAUUGUUCCUUUCAUA